GCAUUUGCUACCUCAAAAUGGUUAAGAAGAAAGAAUCUAAGAUUCUUUUGAAACUUUUGGUGGAUAGAAAGAAGGAUCAAGUUGUUGCAGCUGAAUCCGGAGUAGAUUUUAUGGACAUACUUGUUAGCCUUCUGACUUUACCCAUGGGAACAAUAAUACGACUCAUUAAAGCAGAGGCUGGAACUGUUGGUUGUAUCAAUAACUUGUACCAAAGUGUUGAAAACCUCGAUGAGGAAGAUCUGUACAUAGAGCAUUGCAAAAUCUUGUUACUGAAUCUGAUAAAUCCAUAUCCAAAAUAUUGCAUGAAGUUAAAAGUGAACUUAGAUGAUUCAGGGUCUAAGUAUUAUAAGUGUUCAGAUUGUCGAUACAACAGCUAAUACAUGAAUGUUGAGUGCAAAUGUAAUGGGAAGUAUAACAAAGAGACGUUUCUGAAAGAUUCAGUUGAAAAUACUUGUUGCGAUGAGUAUGUCUUUCUUAAAGGAGGGAUAUCAUUUCUAAUCUCUGACGGUUUACAAGUCAAGGUUGCUUCUCCAAGCUCGCUUGUUCAGAUGCUUUCAAAUGUUGGCCUGAGUGAUAUGAAUCAAAUCGAGGAGAUGCAUGUAGAAAUUGGCAAAAAUGAGGUGAUUCAUCUACUUGUGAGUUCAUUGAUCUCAAAGACUCCCUUGUCUGAUGUGUUUCUGCCCAAGCAAAAACAAAAAAGGGCAAGAGUAGACACUAUCACAAUGUCCGAGUCUGGAUCGUCCAUUUCUGAAAAUGGAACCAGGAAUAACACCAAGAAAUUGGAGCUGAAGCUAACAGUAAGAAAGUCUACAAACAUGGUCUUGUGUGCAGAAGCUCUGCUGCAAAUUUCUGAAGGAAAAUCAGAAAUUUAUGACUUGCACGAUAUAAGGCAGUUUGUAAGGGGUGCUUUUGUUGCCAAAUGUCAAAGGUUUGCCAAGGAACCCUUCCUUUUCUACGUUAUGGACAAUUUGCAAGUGAGAUCUUUGUCUUCUACGUCAACUAUUUGCUUACUGCGUGAACUAAAUGUGCCCCUGAAUGAUAUUGAGGAGCAAAUGAUCAGUAUUGGUGAGUCGGAAGCAUUGAACUUGCUGAAGGCCUCUUUGACAUCAUCAUCAUCAGCUUUGACAGAGGGCCUAAAUCACAAGUUGAAGAAGCAGAUAGACGAAGAUGUGCAGUGUAACGUGAAGAAACUUUGUCGUGCUCGUUAG
This is a messenger RNA of Solanum verrucosum, 1208 nucleotides long. RefSeq lists its product as uncharacterized. The transcript has 3 exons. The coding region runs from base 381 to 1208 and encodes 275 amino acids. Lineage: Eukaryota; Viridiplantae; Streptophyta; Magnoliopsida; Solanales; Solanaceae. The record is from RefSeq and is a predicted model, not a curated record.